GCUGCUUCUUCUAUUUCUAUCUAUAUGGGAUGAUAAGAAAAGAGGAAAAGAUAGACACAUCCAACACGUUGGUCUUUUUUAUCUCGCAUCCAGCUAUUUGCUAGGUAUGUACUGCAUAUUCCUUCCUUUCUAUUCCUCAUCCAACCCAAUAGUAGAAAAUAACUUAAACAACUGCGAAUCUUCUUUUCUCUACCUUUUCCUCACUUUUCCAUCCGAAAUCUUAUUUCUUGUACAAAUAAUUUCCUUCGUCGUCGACUUUGUUCUAUGAAAAUACUAUUGCAGACGCGCCCAAAAAUAAAUCCAUCAUAUUUCGCUCCUGAUCUUUCGACCUGUCAAAUUAAGUGGAAAUUAAGAAAAGUGCUGCAUUCGCCACGAUGAUUGAUCAAUCAGAUACCGGAAAGUCCUUGGAUGUCAAGCUACGUAUAGCACAGAGAAAAGCUGAAAAAGUCAAAGAAUUGCGAGCCAAGGCAUUGGAAGAAGCUAAAGUACUAAAUGAGUUGAAGUUAAUGCAAGAUGCCAAUGGGUUCACUUCUAUCUCGUCAGCUAUGGUACCGCUUCCUCGGGACGAGAUGCGCAUCAUAUCUGAGGAAGAAAAGGAUGAUCAUGUUGCAAUAAAAAAUGCAAAGGCAAAAACCAACCUUGAUUCAGAUAAUGAAACAGCCUUGACCAAUACAGAUUCUACUCUUCCGCCUCAAAAGCCAACCAUCGAGUUCGAUAAUCAAAAUCGUACUUCAUCCAAUCCGAAGCUUCUGAAAAGAGAGUCUCUCCCAGUCACAAAGUCAUCGAUUAUACUCAUCUCAAUUGAUCCUGACAAGCGACGAUUCUUUCAACCCUUGGCAGAUGCUAUCACAUCGUCCAGUGCUGAUCAACUUGGCAAAAUAUUGUUGCGUUUAUGUGUCAAGUAUCCAGAUGCUAGAGCUGUGGUCGAAUCUUUUCUUGCAGAUACUAGUGAUGAAGAUAUCAUCAACAAUCCGACUGUCACACCUCAAUUAAUCCGCAAGAAUUCAAACCCCAAAGUCCACCAAGCCCCACAAAGCUUACCCCUCAUCAAAAAAGUCACAAAGGAUUUGUUACCGCCAGCUUCAAAACAGAAGGUAACAUUGGAAGAGGAACCAAGACCACCUACCAUUCUGAAGUCUGCCAAAAAAGACCCGCCAUUACCACCAAGCCGAUUCCAUGUUACGAAGUCUGCUAGAAAGGAUUCAGAACAAUCACAACAACAACAACCAAAACACAUCUCUGCUCAGACUACGGUGGCCAGCGUAAAGCGCAAACGGGAAGAGUCUAUUGAUACUUCAAUUGUCACUCAGUCACUGAAGAAAUCAAAACCUUCUGCAAGUGACAAUUCAAAAGAUAAACAGAUACAGUCAUUACCAGAAAAGAAGUUUGUCAUUCCUAAAUGGUCAAAGAUAGAUCCUUCCUCAAAGUGGCAUGAAUAUACACCUCCAACACCCAAGAUGUCGUCAAAACCUCCGAGUACACUCGAAGGUACGAAAAUCAAGAGCACAUUUGAAAGUUCGAAACCCAAGGCAAUAAACCCUUUGCUAUCACUGUUUGAUUCCGACGAUUCCGAAGGAGAAUCAUCCUCAGGUAAAUACCCUUGCACAGUUAAUUCUUGUCGGAAAGUUUUUGCUGCGUCACGUAAUUUGGAUCGACAUAUGAAAGCUGUACAUGAAUAAGAAGGGAAACCAUUCGGAUGUUCUCUUUGCACCUGGCAGUUUGCUCGCCGAGAUUAUGUUCACAGACAUCUCGAAUCUUCUCACACUUCGGCCGGAUUGAAAUGCAAUGCUUGUGGAUUUACGUAUCGAGACGCAGAUACUUUGAAUGCAUAUAUGAGAUCGAAACAUGGUGUAAGGCUUAUUGAGGAAAAGAGCAAGGAAUUGUCAACGCCGCCAAAUACUAUUAAGAAGAAAGUCAGUUUUCAGGAUGAGUCGAGGAAGCCUUGAAUUACCUGAGUUGUCGACAUGCCACGGACAUCACUUGACUCAACCUCCAAAGAAGACUUUCCCCCUGGUUGCAUCGGACUCGAACAUUUGUGAGUGACAGGGAGCAUUUGGUCUGAAAGACAACUACACACUAUAAUAGCAUCCAAAGUACACCAGUGUUCAUCGACUAAAGAGCAAUAUAUAUCCGUCACGAUUUCUGUAAGAUUACCCGAAAACUCUUUUCCUCAAGUACAUGCUCGUGUAAUUGAACAAAACUUACUAAUGUAAUUGAAAAGCAGAAGCGCAAUUUUCCGUUGUCAAAGUAGUGUCCCGAAUUCAUCGCACACAGCUGAAACGAUACUUUCGGCAAUAGUUUCUUCUACAUAUUACCUCGAAAUUUAUAUCUUUCCUUUUCAGAUAAUCAACUGCAAUUACAUACGACGCGUCGGAUUGCUGAUAUUGGUUAAGAAGUACGAUAAGUGCUUUGAUAAAUAGCGAUGGAGGAUUUACUUGAAUCUGAAAUGUAUUCGAUGUUGUAGCUAGCUGCGCUUGAGGUAUAGCUGUUGUGUUGUUUGUUGCAUUGUAUUGCAUUGCAUUGCAUAGUAAUUGCUGUGAGGAGAUUAGCUAAUAGAAAAGGAAUUAAAAACUACUGAUG
Sclerotinia trifoliorum is the source of this 2580-nucleotide messenger RNA. NCBI's taxonomy places the organism in Eukaryota, Fungi, Ascomycota, Leotiomycetes, Helotiales, Sclerotiniaceae. The record is from the annotation of a GenBank genome assembly.